AUGAAAUCAUCAGUUGAGUGUGGAAAUGAUGAAUUAUUUUCAAUUUUUCAAUUUUUGGAUCCCCAAAGUAUUUUAAAUUCAUGUGUGAGAGUGAGUCAGAGGUGGAAACAAGUGGCUUGUUGCAAUGCAUUGUGGAAGUAUUUUUGUAAUUCUAUUUUGAUGAAUGAUGUUUUUGAAUGGGAUUUAGAUUUGGAACGGUGCAAUCGGAUGAAGGCUCUUCAUAAUUCCGAUCAUGAUGAAGAAUGGAAUCAUCAUCUUGAUGAAAAGAAUCAAUUAUACAUUAAUUCCGAUCCCAUUGGUAGAAGAAAUGAUGAAUAUUAUUGGUAUAAUGUAUUUCAAGCCUUAUUCAGAAUACCAAUUAUUAAAUCGUUUUCAUUUAUGGACAGGGAAAGACAAAUGCGAUAUGCAUGGGCAGAAUUACUGGAACGUUUUGAUUUCCAUGUCCCUCGAUUAUCUGAGCCAUUCGACCUAGAGUACCCAGAAGUAGAUGAACGAGUAGAUUGUCCAACAGAUAACGAACACAAUCCAAGAAAAUUUCCAUCAAUUUAUGAACAUGGCCAAGAAGAGAGAAUUUUUCAACAUGGUUGGAAAUAUGUUUAUGCAAAAAUUGCAACUCUGUUAGCCAUUUUAAGUAGUGGCUCUCACUGCACACCGAAUCCAUGGAAUGACAAGAUCAUUCUUACUUGUUUUGAAUAUCAGGACCAAAACAGCAAUUGGCAAGUGAAAAAGACAACAUCUAUAUCUGUGGCUGCAUUUUGUGUUGCUCAAAUGUUUCCCAAGUCAGGACCAACGAAAUUAAGAGAGCUUGUUUCUGCUCACAACAAUAACUGUCGAAUGUCAAUUUCUCCAAAUAUUGAAGAUGCCAAUCAUGUCAAGCCAUUUUGUUUUUUCGAAUACAUGGAUAAAUUUUUUGUAAAAGUACCAGCUGAAGAUCAUAACACUGAUGCAAAGGAUAAUGAAAGAAUACCAGCUGAAGACAACAUCACUGAUGAAGAAGACAAUGAAAGAUCAGAAGAUGUGGAAAAUGCUAUUCAUGGUGGUGGUCGAGAGGAUGAUCUUGGAGCAAGACCAAUGUAUCGUUGGUAUGACUAUGUGGACGACAGCUGUGAACGUUUUUUGUGGCUUCCCAUGGUAUUUAACGCUGGAGGUUGUGUGAGGACUUAUAAAUAUGAUGCCCUCUAUUUGGGAGAGCAGAAUUUACUAAGAGUUGAAAAGCACUAUGAGUUGGAUUAUUAG
This is a messenger RNA of Naegleria lovaniensis, 1236 nucleotides long. RefSeq lists its product as uncharacterized. The coding region runs from base 1 to 1236 and encodes 411 amino acids. The transcript has a single exon. The record is from RefSeq and is a predicted model, not a curated record. NCBI's taxonomy places the organism in Eukaryota, Heterolobosea, Eutetramitea, Acrasida, Naegleriidae. Gene Ontology annotation, molecular function: protein binding.